ACAUCGCGCAGCGCGCACCAAGCCGGCCGCCGCGCCCGCCGCUCUCUCCGCGGUCUCCUCCUCUAGUGCCCGCCGCGGCCGGUAAAUCUCGGCUGGAGGAGCAGCGGAGGUCCCCGAGUCAACUUUCAUUCCCCUUUUGCUUCUGCCUCACCAUUCUCUUCUCCUCCUCGAAAGAUGGCUGUUUGGAGAAGGGGGAGAAGUUAGGAGGUCGCCGGCACGGAGCGAAGGAGGGCGCGACAGCCUCAGCAGGAGCGGGCGGAGGUUUCUCCUCUGCCAACCCCUCUUGGACCAUCGUCAGCAGUUGAACGACAAAGACUGUGAAUCUGUAUUCUAGUCUUAGCAGUCCCUCCGAUUCUCAUGAUGAGCUCACCUGCACAGCCUGAUGGGGUGGCUGGACGAGAGCAGCUCUUGGCUCAGCAAAGAAUGCACAGUAUGAUCAGCUCAGUGGAUGUGAAGUCAGAAGUUCCUGUGGGCCUGGAGCCCAUCUCACCUUUAGACCUAAGGACAGACCUCAGGAUGAUGAUGCCCGUGGUGGACCCUGUUGUCCGUGAGAAGCAAUUGCAGCAGGAAUUACUUCUUAUCCAGCAGCAGCAACAAAUCCAGAAGCAGCUCCUGAUAGCAGAGUUUCAGAAGCAGCAUGAGAACUUGACACGGCAGCACCAGGCUCAGCUUCAGGAGCAUAUCAAGUUGCAACAGGAACUUCUAGCCAUAAAACAGCAACAAGAACUCCUAGAAAAGGAGCAGAAACUGGAGCAGCAGAGGCAAGAACAGGAAGUAGAGAGGCAUCGCAGAGAACAGCAGCUUCCUCCUCUCAGAGGCAAAGAUAGAGGACGAGAAAGGGCAGUGGCAAGUACAGAAGUAAAGCAGAAGCUUCAAGAAUUCCUAUUGAGUAAAUCAGCAACGAAAGACACUCCAACUAAUGGAAAAAAUCAUUCCGUGAGCCGCCAUCCCAAGCUCUGGUACACGGCUGCCCACCACACAUCAUUGGAUCAAAGUUCUCCACCCCUUAGUGGAACGUCUCCAUCCUACAAGUAUACGUUACCAGGAGCACAAGAUGCAAAGGAUGAUUUCCCCCUUCGAAAAACUGCCUCUGAGCCCAACUUGAAGGUGCGGUCCAGGUUAAAACAGAAAGUGGCAGAGAGGAGAAGCAGCCCCUUACUCAGGCGGAAGGAUGGAAAUGUUGUCACUUCAUUCAAGAAGCGAAUGUUUGAGGUGACAGAAUCCUCAGUCAGUAGCAGUUCUCCAGGCUCUGGUCCCAGUUCACCAAACAACGGGCCAACUGGAAGUGUUACUGAAAAUGAGACUUCAGUUUUGCCCCCUACCCCUCAUGCUGAGCAAAUGGUUUCACAGCAACGCAUUCUAAUUCACGAAGAUUCCAUGAACCUGCUAAGUCUUUAUACCUCUCCUUCUUUGCCCAACAUUACCUUGGGGCUUCCCGCAGUGCCAUCCCAGCUCAAUGCUUCAAAUUCACUCAAAGAAAAGCAGAAGUGUGAGACGCAGACACUUCGGCAAGGUGUUCCUCUGCCUGGGCAGUACGGGGGCAGCAUUCCGGCAUCUUCCAGCCACCCUCAUGUUACUUUAGAGGGAAAGCCACCCAACAGCAGCCACCAGGCUCUCCUGCAGCAUUUAUUAUUGAAAGAACAAAUGCGACAGCAAAAGCUUCUUGUAGCUGGUGGCGUUCCCUUACAUCCUCAGUCUCCCUUGGCAACAAAAGAGAGAAUUUCACCUGGCAUUAGAGGUACCCACAAAUUGCCCCGUCACAGACCCCUGAACCGAACCCAGUCUGCACCUUUGCCUCAGAGCACGUUGGCUCAGCUGGUCAUUCAACAGCAACACCAGCAAUUCUUGGAGAAGCAGAAGCAAUACCAGCAGCAAAUCCACAUGAACAAACUGCUUUCGAAAUCUAUUGAACAACUGAAGCAACCAGGCAGUCACCUUGAGGAGGCAGAGGAAGAGCUUCAGGGGGACCAGGCGAUGCAGGAAGACAGAGCGCCCUCUAGUGGCAACAGCACUAGGAGCGACAGCAGUGCUUGUGUGGAUGACACACUGGGACAAGUUGGGGCUGUGAAGGUCAAGGAGGAACCAGUGGACAGUGAUGAAGAUGCUCAGAUCCAGGAAAUGGAAUCUGGGGAGCAGGCUGCUUUUAUGCAACAGCCACCCUUCCUGGAACCCCCGCACACACGUGCGCUCUCUGUGCGCCAAGCGCCGCUGGCUGCGGUUGGCAUGGAUGGAUUAGAGAAACACCGUCUUGUCUCCAGGACUCACUCUUCCCCUGCUGCCUCUGUUUUACCUCACCCAGCAAUGGACCGCCCCCUCCAGCCUGGCUCUGCAACUGGAAUUGCCUAUGACCCCUUGAUGCUGAAACACCAGUGCGUUUGUGGCAAUUCCACCACCCACCCUGAACAUGCUGGACGAAUACAGAGUAUCUGGUCACGACUGCAAGAAACUGGGCUGCUAAAUAAAUGUGAGCGAAUUCAAGGUCGAAAAGCCAGCCUGGAGGAAAUACAGCUUGUUCAUUCUGAACAUCACUCACUGUUGUAUGGCACCAACCCCCUGGACGGACAGAAGCUGGACCCCAGGAUACUCCUAGGUGAUGACUCUCAAAAGUUUUUUUCCUCAUUACCUUGUGGUGGACUUGGGGUGGACAGUGACACCAUUUGGAAUGAGCUGCACUCGUCCGGUGCUGCACGCAUGGCUGUUGGCUGUGUCAUCGAGCUGGCUUCCAAAGUGGCCUCAGGAGAGCUGAAGAAUGGGUUUGCUGUUGUGAGGCCCCCUGGCCAUCACGCUGAAGAAUCCACAGCCAUGGGGUUCUGCUUUUUUAAUUCAGUUGCAAUUACCGCCAAAUACUUGAGAGACCAACUAAAUAUAAGCAAGAUAUUGAUUGUAGAUCUGGAUGUUCACCAUGGAAACGGUACCCAGCAGGCCUUUUAUGCUGACCCCAGCAUCCUGUACAUUUCACUCCAUCGCUAUGAUGAAGGGAACUUUUUCCCUGGCAGUGGAGCCCCAAAUGAGGUUGGAACAGGCCUUGGAGAAGGGUACAAUAUAAAUAUUGCCUGGACAGGUGGCCUUGAUCCUCCCAUGGGAGAUGUUGAGUACCUUGAAGCAUUCAGGACCAUCGUGAAGCCUGUGGCCAAAGAGUUUGAUCCAGAUAUGGUCUUAGUAUCCGCUGGAUUUGAUGCAUUGGAAGGCCACACCCCUCCUCUAGGAGGGUACAAAGUGACAGCAAAAUGUUUUGGUCAUUUGACGAAGCAAUUGAUGACAUUGGCUGAUGGACGUGUGGUGUUGGCUCUAGAAGGAGGACAUGAUCUCACAGCCAUCUGUGACGCAUCAGAAGCCUGUGUAAAUGCGCUUCUAGGAAAUGAGCUGGAGCCGCUUGCAGAAGAUAUUCUCCACCAAAGCCCGAAUAUGAAUGCUGUUAUUUCUUUACAGAAGAUCAUUGAAAUUCAAAGCAAGUAUUGGAAGUCAGUAAGGAUGGUGGCUGUGCCAAGGGGCUGUGCUCUGGCUGGUGCUCAGUUGCAAGAGGAGACAGAGACCGUUUCUGCCCUGGCCUCCCUAACAGUGGAUGUGGAACAGCCCUUUGCUCAGGAAGACACCAGAACUGCUGGUGAGCCUAUGGAAGAGGAGCCAGCCUUGUGAAGUGCCAGGUCCCCCUCUGAUAUUUCCUGUGUGUGACAUCAUUGUGUAAUCCCCCACCCCAGCACCCUCAGACAUGUCUUGUCUGCUGCCUGGGUGGCACAGAUUCAGUGGAACAUAAACACUGGGCACAAAAUUCUGAACAGCAGCUUCACUUGUUCUUUGGAUGGACUUGAAAGGGCAUUAAAGAUUCCUUAAACGUAACCGCUGUGAUUCUAGAGUUACAGUAAACCACGAUUGGAAGAAACUGCUUCCAGCAUGCUUUUAAUAUGCUGGGUGACCCACUCCUAGACACCAAGUUUGAACUAGAAACAUUCAGUACAGCACUAGAUAUUGUUAAUUUCAGAAGCUAUGACAGCCAGUGAAAUUUUGGGCAAAACCUGAGACGUAUUCAUUCCUGACAUUCUGAUCAGCUUUUUUUGGGUAAAUUUUUUUUUCAAACAGUCUUAACUUGUUUACAGGAUUUGCUUUUACUAUGAACGGAUAGUAAUUCCACCCAGAAUGCAAUGUUUCUUCUUUGUUUGUUUGUUUGGUUUUGUUAGAGUUUUUUUUUUUUUUCUUAACUUUAACACACAGUUCAACUCUUCCUAGUAAAAGUUCAAGAUGGAGACACUAGCAUGAGGCUUUUUUCAGUGGAAUAAACCACACUGCAUCUCAAAGUCCAAACGCCAAAGGAACCUCACACACUGUUUGUAAUGGUGCAAUAUUUUAUAUCACCUUUUUUUUAAUGUCCAUAAUAUCUUUGUGUUCUCACACACAGGCGAUUUGCAAUUUUGCAACUGUGUUGGAGAAUGAAGUCCCCCCACCUCCCAGCCCUGCAUACAUCCCUUGUUCUCAUGACAGUAGAUCUGAGCAAAUGUUCCGGCAAGCAUUUUCAGUGUCUUUGAAAAGCACGUAAUCUUUCAAAGGUGGUCUUAAUUUGUUGCAAAUCUAUCAAGGACUUAUUCACUCACCUUUAUUUUUCUGCCCUCUGUCAAUUUCUUUCUUCUUACCUUUCAUCAUUCGUUCCUACCUUUAGAAAAACUGAAGAUUAUGCAUAAUUUCCCCUAUUACUUGAGGGCCUUGACUAUUUAGAUUAUUUUGUUUAUUUUCCAGGUUAACACAGUUGUUUUGUCUGAUUGCAUUUUAUUAACUGUGAAGCUGUUGACACGAAUAUCACUUAAGCAUCGUUGGUCAAUUUUCUAUAUGUUUGAAAUGUGUUAACAGAGGCACUGCUUAUUUGUAGUCACCUUGAAUUGACUUAACCUAGAAGUUGUGCCUUCAUGUGAAAAAAAAAAACAAAAACAAAAAACAGCCUUUAAACAAGUUGCCUUAGUGUCAAAGGUUAAAAAUAAAGGACAUUUAUUUCUGAGAUUAAAAGUAACUUACUAAAUAUAAGUAGGUUAUCCUC
Molecule: messenger RNA, 5023 nt
Organism: Rhinopithecus roxellana (golden snub-nosed monkey)
Lineage: Eukaryota; Metazoa; Chordata; Mammalia; Primates; Cercopithecidae
Gene: HDAC9
Product: histone deacetylase 9
Exons: 28
Coding region: 358-3636 (1092 amino acids)
Biological process (GO): negative regulation of transcription by RNA polymerase II; chromatin organization
Cellular component (GO): histone deacetylase complex
Molecular function (GO): histone deacetylase activity
Source: RefSeq, a predicted model, not a curated record